Molecule: messenger RNA, 413 nt
Organism: Physeter macrocephalus (sperm whale)
Lineage: Eukaryota; Metazoa; Chordata; Mammalia; Artiodactyla; Physeteridae
Product: dolichyl-diphosphooligosaccharide--protein glycosyltransferase subunit 1-like
Exons: 2
Coding region: 81-413 (110 amino acids)
Cellular component (GO): oligosaccharyltransferase complex; membrane
Source: RefSeq, a predicted model, not a curated record
GGCCCAAUGGGCGGCUGCGCCGUGGCGGACACGGGGUGCGCGCGCUGGCGGGCGACCCGCGGCCCAGCUCAGUCACGGCCAUGGAGUCGUCCGCAGCCCGCCUGCUGCCGCUGCUGCUGCUGAUCUGGGCCUGGGCCCCGGCGCCGAGCCGCGCCUCCGCGGAGGCGCCGCCGCUGAUCAACGAGGACGUGAAGCGCACCGUGGACCUGAGCAGCCACUUGGCCAAGGUGACGGCCGAGGUGGUCCUGGCGCAUGCGGGCGGUAGCUCCUCGUCCCGCGUCGCCUCCUUCCUGCUGGCUCUGGAGCCCGAGCUCGAGGCCCGGCUGGCGUACCUCGGCGUGCAGGUGAAGGGAGAGGAUGAGGAAGAGAACAAUCUGGAAGUACGAGAAACCAAAAUUCAGGGUAAAAGGUAA